Molecule: messenger RNA, 2004 nt
Organism: Bombyx mandarina (wild silkworm)
Lineage: Eukaryota; Metazoa; Arthropoda; Insecta; Lepidoptera; Bombycidae
Source: RefSeq, a predicted model, not a curated record
AGAUUAAGCACAAGAACCCAAAAAAUACAAUUGUUUUUUUUUUGUCAAAUGCUUGUUUUGUUUGUGAAAUACGGCUACAUGUUGUCAACUUUUGGCCCUAAUAACCGCUUAGCACCAGUUGGGCAGUGUACUCGUUAGACCAUUUAUAGUCCUAGUGAAAAAAAAUGAUGCAUCAUCACCAUAGAAUUGAUGCUGAGAAUAAUUAAAUUGCUCCUGUACUGUGUAGAGUGCAUGAUCUUCUAUCCUUGUUCAACUUCUUAAACUGUGACUUUGUUUUCUCUUUCACCUGUCCGUAAGCGUUAACGUCACAAAUCCGUUCCAUUGUUGACCUGAAUCUAUGGAACGUUUUCAAGAUUGUUCGCGUCGCUUGAACAGUGAAAAAAAUACACUUUUAUGACCUAAUUGAAACGAAUGCUGAACAUAAAAUGGGUUCAAAGAUACCAGGAAAGUUGAGAAGUCAACGGUUGACGUGUAAAUGUGAUACUUGUGCUCUAGGAUUCAAAAAUGUGCAAGCGUUACGUUCGCACCAAGCCGUUGCCCAUCCGCUGAAGAAAAGGAUUGCAUACCGACCUAAAACCGAAGUUAUAGCCAAAAGGAAGCUUAUACCCCAUAAAAAGGUAAUAAAAGUGGCCCAUAAAAUGAACAAAAUUUCCGAAAAUGCUUCGACAAAAAAAUCACAGCCACACAAUUUAUUAAGAAAAUACAAUACUAAAGCGCCAAUACCUAGUGAAGACGGGAAACAAUCCGAAUUUGAGUGCCCGGUUUGUUCUAAAAUAUUCAAGGUUUACUCCUGGGCUUGGAAACACAUCCAGAAAUAUCAUUGCAUUGACGAGAAAGGGAACCCUGUUUUACCAACAUCGAAAGAUAUAAUCAAGCCAGUUCGUAUAGAACGUUGCAUCGCCUGUAAUGUAUUAAUAAAGUCCGAUGAUCAUACAUGUGGUAUAUCAUUCUCUAACGUUCUGAAGAGCCAGUACUCUUGUCUCGGUUGCAAUCAGCAGUUCAAUACUUUACAUUUGUACGAACUACACAUAGCAGGACUUCACAGUGAAGGAGCUGAGAACCUGUUCUUUCCUGAUGAGGCUGCGUUCUCGGCGUGGCGACAGGACACGGAGAAACGUUGCGAUAUAAAAUACACGACCCUAAGCAAAAUUGAUAAUAUGCAAAUAUAUCACUGCAGUCACAUGAAAUGCGACAGCUCUACGGCCAGCAUGUGCCCGUCUAGUUUCACGAAGCAAGAGUUCAGCAAAGGCAUACAGGUCGUGUACUAUAAAGCUCAUUACGGGCACAUAAUCGAUGAAUACACCCUCCCCGAGGAGUUCAAGAAGUACUCAAUAAGCUCACUGUUGAGAGAUACGGAUUGUUACACCGUGCUGAGCGUCGACUGUGACUCGGACGACCUAAGCGUGCAAUUCAAGAGGUUAAUGGACACUAUUUUGGGUAAAUCGUUGCACGUUAAGGAGAAUGUAUUGAAAUUGUUGUACGGAAAAGCGCUGGAGAUGGCUUCGCUGUUGAACGAUGAGGCUGGCUGUAAAAUUGAGUGCCAGAAUGGUAAGGAGCUCGCUAAAAAGACAUCCACCGAUGACAUUGUCGAGGACGAAUCUAAACUUGACACGGAAAUGAAAACAAAAGUGCCCGUUAAGACUUACAGCAAUACGAGGAAGAACGUGAAGUUUGAGGACAACAAAAUUGGGUCCCCGAAGUUCGGGUCGCCCGCGUCGCUGACGUCAUUCAAUGAUUCGUACCGGCACUUCGUCGAGGACACCCUGGGCGCGGUCGACGAGAAAAUUAAAAAGAAAAAAAUGAUCGUUAAAACCAGAAUAGGGCAGUUCAAGCCCACCUCACCGACAAACGACAGGGCGACAAUAAAAAAAUCGCCCAAGUCUUCAACCAAAGUUAAAAGUAGCCUAAGAUUGAAACGCGACUUCGAAUACGAAGUCAUAGAAAGGGACAAAGAAUGCAACAUUAUGGUUAUAAAAAUUUAAGAAAAAAAAAAAAACAAUAAAA